UUGGUGACGAUGUGAAAAUGGCGGCGAAUGAUCUAUUCUACUACAUUAACUUUGUCGUGAAUUCACACAGUGGAGCUGUCUGAAUAAGGCUUACUUUAGAAUAUAAAAGUUACUAGACGAGUCUAGUCGGAGUGAACAUUUUAUUAGUAAACAAUACACGAGGACUAUUGACCGCUGGAUUUUCCCCACUGUGAGCCCGAGUUUAAGUCUUUUGGAAAUGUGUUUUUAUUUUAAACUUGAACCGAGAUUAGCGUAUGUUACUCGAUAAAUAUACGCUCUUCAUUCUUCGCCUCACUACUCAUGGGUGACUGCAAUGUUAUACGUUGUACAUAUAAGCCGUAUGUAUAAGUAAAACCCCAUAUCUCUUUGUAUUUCAUUUUUUUUUACCACCCGCGUAAUGUUUGUAGGCUGGUGCUGAUGCUCGUUCACUCACUCUCCCCUCAGCAGCGAUUAGCUUGACAACCUAGCUGUCAUGGUUUUUAUUAUGACCCGCUGUUUUAUUAUUUUUGGUGUGAAAUAUAAUACAAUAUUUUGUAGCGUAAUGGUCCGUUUUAUGUGAAAAAAGCUGCGGACUAGUUUCCAAGUAUUUGAAAACAGCGAUUAUUAUAUCUAGGCAGUAUCCAUGUAAAGUGUCGUUAUUUCGUUUAGACGGACACUAAUAUUAUUAGUAAUAAAGUGUCCAUCGAAAACCGUUGAACUUGUGGCGGUUAAUUCUAACGUUAACGGGAUAAACUGACAGAAGCGCGUUCGCUGGCUCGCGACUUGUCAGUUCACUGGCGGGCUGCGCGUGAGUCUUUAUUCUGACAAAUUGACAAUGGACGAUCCCAAACCGCGUUACAGCAAGCGACUGCGGUCUGGCACACGGCGGCGUUACCAAGACGAUGGCAUUUCCGACGACGAGAUCGAUGGAAAGAGGACUUUCGAUCUGGAGGAGAAGCUGCAUAGUAGCCGCUUCAGCUCUGACCGAGUCAAACACAUGGAGGGCAAAGACCUCUCUUACGAGUACGUGCAGAGAUGUGGGCUCCGGGAUCCCAUCAUCUUUGAAAGACCUGAUGGACUUGGAAUUAAAAUGCCGGAUUCAGACUUCAGCGUGAAUGAUGUGAAGUUGUUUGUAGGAAGUCGGCGGAUGAUUGACGUGAUGGAUGUGUCUACUCAAAAGGGCACAGAGAUGUCAAUGGCCCAGUGGAGGCGCUAUUAUGAGACUCCUCCCUCUCAGAGAGAGAAGCUUUAUAAUGUUAUCAGCCUUGAAUUUAGCCACACUAAACUAGAGAGCCUCGUCAAAAGACCUACCACGGUGGACAUGAUUGACUGGGUGGACAACAUGUGGCCAAGGCACUUAAAAGAAAGGCAAAGAGAUGCCACAAACUCUAUCAUGGAGAUGCAAUACCCCAAAGUGCAGAAGUACUGCCUAAUGAGUGUGCAGGGCUGUUACACAGAUUUCCACAUAGACUUUGGAGGCACAUCUGUGUGGUACCACAUACUGCGGGGCUGCAAGGUGUUUUGGCUAAUCCCCCCAACGCCACAAAACCUGGAGCUUUAUGAGAACUGGGUGUUGUCAGGGAAACAAGGCGACAUCUUUCUUGGUGACAAGGCCACUGAUUGUCAGAGGAUUGAGCUCAAGCAGGGCAACACGUUCAUUAUUCCAUCGGGUUGGAUUCAUGCAGUGUACACACCAGUGGAUGCGCUUGUAUUUGGUGGGAAUUUUCUUCAUAGUUUUAACAUCCCCAUGCAACUGCACAUCUCCAGCAUUGAGGACAGGACAAGGGAUGAUUUUCCUUACUGCUUUACGGUGCCUGCUAAGUUCCGGUAUCCAUUUUAUUAUGAGAUGGGCUGGUACGUGUUGGAGCGUUAUCUGUACAGCAUGACCAACACAUCACACCUCAUCCCUGAGUUCCAGAAAUACUCUUUGGGCAUCGGUUUGAAGCAGGAAAGCUCAGGCUGUGAGGUACUGAAUGGCCACACCAAAGAGGAAAGAGAUGACAACAAUGCUCCCUCUCCACCUAUUGGGCCAGGGGUGAAGCUUCACUUGACUCCCUUUGAGCUGGAGGGGUUGUGGAACCUGAUUGGGAAGUUGGAGUCACUGCCCUCACAUAAGAAAUGUGUGCCUUCAGGAAUACACAAUGCUGCUGCCCUCCUACACGACAUACGGGCGUUAUUGAAAGAUCAUGCCAAUGACAUCCCUAAACUCUCUUACACGGGAAAACCCAUUGUCAGGUGGCCGAGGAGGCCCCCCUGGUACCAGCCCCCUCCUCCCCCUCCACCUGUCAUUCGUCCCAAGCUCUCAACCACACCCGUUAUUUCACGGCCAGUGAAACCAGCCUCCAAUAUGUCGGUCCUGCGACGGCGCCGCGUGCGCUGUAAACGCUGUGAGGCCUGUCUACGAACAGAAUGUGGAGACUGCAACUUCUGCAGAGACAUGAAGAAAUUUGGUGGCCCUGGCAAACUCAAACAGACCUGUGUACUGCGCCAGUGUCUCGCUCCUGGUCUGCCGCUCUCUGCUGUAUGUGAGAUCUGUGAGGAAGGCAACCAGGAGACUAGUGAAGAGCUCAUGGAGUGCUCCAACUGUGCUCAGAUAGCUCAUCCUAGCUGUUUGAAGACAUCUGGUGAGGGAGUGGUGAACAAAGACCUACCGAGCUGCUGGGAGUGUCCCAAAUGUGUUUUCGGCAAAGAAACCGAUUCUGAGUCGUCAGGCAGCGGUGAUGACAUCACGGCACAGGAUGGGUCAGGGGGGCGUGGGGGCGAGGGCGGGGCAUGGCACGGGGUCGGGCGGCCCCCCUCUUCUCUCUCUCACGGGUCGCUCCAGAAACGGGCAACAGCCCCUGAGCAGCGGCUCAGGAAGAGGCUAAAAUUGGAAGCUGGUAAAACACAUAAACGCAAGUCUUCAUCUCUCGAUCCUCGCGUGGCUAAGAUCUACCGGCGACAUGGAAUGGAUCAUGAUGAUGAUUCAGGCAGCGAUGACGAUGGAGAUAGUGGCAAGCUGUCGUCAGUCCGGGGUGGGGUCUCUUCAUCCCGCCGUGGUUAUGGAGCUGGUAGGCGAGGUGUUUGGAGAGGCUCCUCGCAUCGAGGGAGUCGAGGGGGAGGCAGCUUGGCAACAAGUUCGCUGAAAAUGAGGCGAGGACUUGGGGCGAGAGGGGAGAGAGGUGGUCGGGUAAGGUUACGAGGAGGAUCCCAGAUGAGGCGACGGCGCUAUGAAACGGAGGAUGAAGAUGAUGAUGACGACGACGAUGAUGAUGAGGGUGACGACGAUGAUGAUGAUGAUGAGGAUGACAGUGAUGAAGAGAGGCAUCUUAGCCGGUCAGAUAAGGAUCAUCGUUCAAGGAGACGGAGACAAAGAGGUGAUGACUAUGAUGAUGAUGACGAGGAUGAUGAUGAGGAAGACAGUGAUGAACAGGACUUUGAUGGAGAGGAUGAUGAGAUGGAAGACUUGGAUGAUGGAGAGGAAGAUGAUGAGGAUGGAGAGAACCAAUCAGACUCUGAUCCUGAUCCACCUGUCUUACUUGUCUCGGACUUGAAUGAUGAUCUGCUGAACGAUUCCUACCUGACUGUGACCCUCCAGCGCCCUCCAAAGGCCAAACGUGACCCGGGCUCCAUUGUACCCAAAUUAGAGGCGGCUAUGUCUCCCCGCACACCUAGCGGUCCUGGCUUCGUCCAGCGCAAAACGCUACCCAGGACCCGACUCAGGAGCAGUACCUCGACCCCUUCCGGGAAUGGCCUCUCUCAGUCCAAAAGCGCCCACACUUCCGGCCGCCACACGAGGCGGAACUCCAACCAAGAUGGUCGAGACAGAGACACACCGUCACCUUCCUCUAUGUCUUCACGUUCCUCUGUUUCUCCACCACCUCCUCCUCCAGCCGUCACCACAUCUUCUCCUCCUUCGCUCCUCUCUCAUCCCUCUUUCCGUGAUGUUGGAAAUGAGCGUGGCUGUGAAAAAGACAUUUGGGUAUCAGUGUUCCGCUACUUGGGUCGGACAGACUUGGCUGUGUGUAUGAGAGUCUGCAAGGCUUGGUACAAGUGGUGUUGUGAUAAGCGCUUAUGGACACGAAUAGAUCUGAGUCGCUGUCGGGCACUUACCCCCCAAGCUCUGUCAGCUGUCAUUAAACGACAACCUGUGACACUUGACCUCUCCUGGACACCUGUAUCAAAGAAACAGAUAGCCUGGCUCAUUCAUCACCUCCCAAGUUUAAAAGAUUUAAUAAUGUCAGGUUGUUCUUCAUUAUGCGUGUCAGCGUUAAGUUCGCAGAGCUGUCCGGUUUUGCGCACACUUGACUUGUGUUGGGCCGUGGGCGUCAAAGAUUCACAAAUUAAAGACCUUAUUGUGCUGCCAGGCAGUGAAAGUCGCAGUCGACUGAGAGGUUUACUCACUCUGCGCUUGUCUGGUCUGGAUAUCAGUGACUCUGUCCUUAAGAUGAUCGUCAGACAUAUGCCAUCUCUGCGCCGGUUAGAUUUGUCCCAUUGCCAGGGGCUCACAGACCAGUCCAUCAACCUUCUCACAGCUACUGGCUGCAACACUCGCAACACACUCAGACAGCUCAAUCUUUCAGGGUGUAAUAAGUUGACAGAUGCGUGUCUGUCCUAUAUGAAGCGAUUAUCAGCUCUGGCUCUGUUGGAUCUGCGAGGCUGUAGGAAUGUGACUCGGCACGGCUGUGAAAACUUCAUCUCUGACCUGUCCUACUGCACCUUAUUCUGUCUGACAGAGGAAAAACUCAUUCAGAGAAUAUCAUAACGUGCACACUAAUACACACACACACACACACGCAUACAUACACACAGUCUCCACACAGCUCUGCUUAGUGAGCUCACGAGUGCUCCAUCCCACUCAAUACAGGCUGAUCUAGCCUGAACAAGAGGAUGAGGCUGAAGACAAAGAGACGGGUGGAAGAAUAUGGCCGCUGUUUUACAAGGGUAAAAACAGGCUGAAAGGGAAGAGGAUUUUAUUCCCACAACCCAUGAGACCGAUCCAGGCACAUCCAGUGUGUGGCUACUUCUUCUCUGGGCAUUCAGUCUUAUCCAAAGCGACUUCUUCAGAAGAUGUUACUGCUAUGCUUGAAACUGAACUUCAUAAUCCAGUCUAAGUGGGAUUUGGUGAACGAGGGAUUGAAGGUUUGAUCAGAGGAUUCUGUCCUGGUGUGACCACUGAUGUUUAGACUUGGAUCUUUUGGCACGGAGGAGUUGGUGUCAAUGGUAAGCUGAGGAGGAAGAAAAUGACACAUCCUGAUAGUUCUCAUCUGCUACAACUUGUUGAUCAAAGAGUGUAGUGCCAGCACAGGAUGAAUCGAAAUCAUAAAGACUUCAGCAUAUUGAUCCAGAUCGUUCACUCAUGCUUUCUUAGUGACUGUCUAAACGCAAUUUCUGGUAGUUCAACCUCUCUGAAGGUUUUGCUGCCUGGAUGUUUGUUGACACUUAACAGACCACACUAAGUUUUUACUCGCUCGUACCAAACUAAAAUCACUCUUUAUUUGUUUUCCUUCAUCUGAUGGUUUGUUGUUCCGCUUGCUGUCAUCUCAAAUGGCCAAUUCGCCUGCAUUCUCCUGUCCUGGGAAGGGUUGCUCACAGAUUAGGCUAAAAUGUUCAUUUACCCUUGGAAAGCUAUAAUUUAAGUGCAACUUGUAGCAACACAAUAGCAAUUAUUUUCUGAGGACUUUUUUUUUUAUUGAUGUUCGUUUAGUUCAA
Messenger RNA from Pimephales promelas (fathead minnow), 5670 nucleotides. It is a transcript of the gene kdm2aa, whose product is annotated as lysine (K)-specific demethylase 2Aa. The record is from RefSeq and is a predicted model, not a curated record. Gene Ontology annotation, molecular function: DNA binding; protein binding; zinc ion binding. NCBI's taxonomy places the organism in Eukaryota, Metazoa, Chordata, Actinopteri, Cypriniformes, Leuciscidae.